Gastrolobium bilobum is the source of this 1180-nucleotide messenger RNA. RefSeq lists its product as uncharacterized. The coding region runs from base 236 to 922 and encodes 228 amino acids. NCBI's taxonomy places the organism in Eukaryota, Viridiplantae, Streptophyta, Magnoliopsida, Fabales, Fabaceae. The transcript is spliced from 7 exons. The record is from RefSeq and is a predicted model, not a curated record.
UUGAAGUUAAACUAGGUUUCUUUUUUCUUUUUCUGGUUUUUGGUGGUUAUAAUAACUAGGUUUCUUAAUUUCUCCAAACAAAAGAAGAAGAAAAGAAUUGAUUUCGUGAGAAGUGGAAGCAAAUAUAACGUCAUAACUCAUAUAAGAGUGAAUUGUCUUGAGAAUUCGAAGUUGAAGUUGAAGUGGAAGUGGAAGUGGGCGUGUUCGAGUGUUUGGAUCGGAGAGAGAAAGAAAGAUGACGGUGUUCCAUUUCUUUAACUGUGCGAUUCUCACCUUCGGCCCCCACGCAGUAUACUAUUCUGCCACACCCUUAUCUGAGUAUGAUACAUUGGGCACCUCUAUUAAAGCUGCUGUUGUUUAUCUCGCAACAGCAUUAGUGAAGCUUAUUUGUCUGGCUACUUUUCUCAAGGUAUCUGAGAGUGAUAGCUUUGAUCCCUAUCAGGAAAUUUUGAAGGCAUUAAUAGGUUUUAUAGAUGUUGCUGGGCUUUAUUUUGCCUUGACCCAGUUGACUCACAGGAACAUCUCUCAAAAUCAUAAAUUUCAAGCAGUUGGUCUUGGCUGGGCAUUUGCUGAUUCUGUACUGCAUAGAUUGGCUCCUCUUUGGGUGGGUGCUAGAGGAUUAGAAUUUACUUGGGAUUACAUUCUGCAGGGCCUUGAGGCUAAUGCAAAUUUGGUGUUGAGCAUAUCCCUUGCCGCACUGGGAUCUUUGAUGUGGCUCCGAAAAAAUAAACCCAAGACUCUCAUUCCUAUUAUAUACUUGUGCGCAGGGAUAGUAGCAACUAUGCCAUCUAUCACCAGCUAUCUGAAGCGUGGAUUGGGGUGGCACUUUCCUGAAGUGGUAGGUUUUGAGCUCUUCACAUCCUUGGUGAUGGCUUUUAUAAGUUGGCAACUGUUUGCUGCAUGUCAGAGACCUUCAGUGUGAGAAAGCCCAUUACAUAAUGAUAGAAUCCUGCUUAACUAUGUUCUGGCUAGAGUUUUGAUCCAGGAUCUGCUUCUUUUGGCUGCUGCCAUGCUGUUUCGUUGAAAUUUACCAAGUUAAAUGUUUUAUCAAUUGUAGUUUCUUGACAGAUUGAUUUUACUUAACACGCUUAUUUGUGUUUUUUGUGUUAGAAUGCUGGGUGCAAUUCAUUAGAAAAUUUUGUUUAUCUGAAAAUGAGAUGCUAUGAUUAAUCCCAUAUAU